Molecule: messenger RNA, 2508 nt
Organism: Lachnellula hyalina
Lineage: Eukaryota; Fungi; Ascomycota; Leotiomycetes; Helotiales; Lachnaceae
Exons: 3
Coding region: 1-2508 (835 amino acids)
Molecular function (GO): DNA-binding transcription factor activity
Source: RefSeq, a predicted model, not a curated record
AUGGAGCCUUCUUCCAAGAAACGACGUCUUCUUGCCCCCAAACUUGCGGAAAAACCACAGAAUGAGCAGUCUCCUCAAGUUCGUUACGAUUACAAGGCUAUGCCGCCCUUUCAAGAUGCCGCACCCCCUCCCGAGCGCACCGACUUCGAGUCCUUCGCUCGGCAUCUGCAAGACGCAGCGAUGCUCAUAUAUGCGCAAGCCAAUCGAUCACCAUAUACAAGCGUGACGGUCUUGAUGUUACGAUGGGAGGAUGAUUUGAGCGUCGAGUCAGACCUGUUGAUGCUCCAGCAGGUCUUUCGUGAUCGCUUCAAUUUCCGAACCGAAACCUGGUGCAUACCCAGUUGCCCCAACCCCAGCGUCAAACUUACUAUGCAAAUGGCCUCACAUAUCGAAUAUGCUAGACCUGAUCAUUUGCUAGUUGUCUACUAUGCUGGUUAUGGUUACAUUAGCUCGGAUCAUAACUUGUACUGGGCAUGCAAUCCUCGCGAAGACUCACCAAGGUUCAAGUGGGAGCAUGUCAGAUGUCUAUUAGAGGACGCUCAAUCCGAUAUUCUACUUCUCCUGGACACUUGUGCUGUUGCAGAUGCUCCAACUGCGGGGAAUCACGGAGUCAAGCAAGUUAUUGCGGCAUAUACACCAGACCAAGGGGCCCGCGAUCCAGGACCACGUUCUUUUACCUACAAUCUAGUAGAGGCACUCAACAAGCUUGGGAGCGGGCGCCCUUUCAGCAUACAGCGUCUCCACGAGGAGAUUGUGUCCCAGAAGCAUUACCAGCAAAGAGUACUACAUACUGGUCUCCCUAAUAGCACCAGUAAAAUGGCAGUCGCUCAUGAAAGAAUGCCUGUGUGCUUUUCACUGACCCCCGGCUCUUUGCAAAGUAUUGCCCUUUCCCCGAUUGGACAGCAACAGCCUGGCGGAUCACAAAUAGCAUCGCCACUGGGCUCGCCUGAGAAUGAAGUACAAGCUUUGCGCAACAACCACGAAACCCAACAAAACAUCAAAGUCAACUCUAAUUCGGAUCUCACGUUUGAGGAAAUGAGAGCCCUCGUAUGUACUACAUUUCUCGGUGAACCAAGUCAAGAUAUGGCUUCUUUCAAACAGUGGCUUCACAAUACCCCUGUGGCCGCUUCGAAGAUCGCUGUCGAAGGCAUGUUUCAUGGGCCACCAACUGUUCUUCUCGUAUCGAUGCCAAUUGCUGUGUACAACGUAGUCGCCGCUGACCGGACCUGCGCUUUCCUCGGCUACGUCAACUCACAUAAUAUGACUACGGAAUACCAGCACCUUAUUGGUGGCAUUUCACCCAUUGGCAAAGCGGCAACAUUCAAAGAAUUAGAAGAUGGGAAGAUUCUUCUUGAAGCCCGUGAAGCAGCCUCUUCCACUCCCGUCAUGGUUAGGCAUGACCAAAUGCGCCAAGACUCAAUGAGACAUCAAGAACCCUCAAUGAUAAUGAAUACUCCAAACGCACUAUCACAAGUGCUAUAUCAAGAGCAAGGGCCUUCAACUAUGCCUGAACAUAAAGAUGAUGUCGAAGAUUCGGUCGAGAUGCAUGAAGCUGCUGAGCAGUUGAAAGCGCUGAGCCAUGUUCGGCAUGUCAGUCAAGAUAAUCUUAAUGCCGACCGAAAUCAUUCCCACUUAGCCUCGGAGGGCUCACCUGGGCUGAGAAGUAAUCGAGAAGAAUCAGCCUCAUCCCAAGAUCCAGGGGAUUCUGGUGCUGAAGACAACAUGUACAAUUCAGAAUACAAUUCUCCAGCCUCGCGGCCGAAACCUCGGAGAUCAAUACAGAAGCAAGGACCGAAGCAAGAUACACGAUGUUCUUUAUGCAGUCAUGCACCUUUCAAGGACUCAUCUUCUCUCCGUAAACAUAUCGCAGCCGCCCACACUCGACCCUUCCCAUGCGCCUUCUCUUUUUCCGGCUGUACCAGCACAUUUGGGUCAAAGAAUGAGUGGAAGCGGCAUAUUGCAUCACAGCAUCUGUGUCUGACUUACUAUCGAUGUUCUUCGUGCCCUCAAAGUACAGUGGAAGGCAAAGGCAAUGAGUUUAACCGAAAGGAUCUCUUUACUCAACAUCUUCGCCGAAUGCACGCCCCUUUCGCGAUCAAAAAGGCCAUUGCGAAGGGCGACAGCAAACUGCAACUAGAAUGGGAAACGCACGUGAAGGACAUGCAAGCUUCAUGUCUAGUCAUCCGACGUCAACCUCCACAGCGUUCCGCUUGUCCAAAGCCAGACUGCGCAAACGUCUUUGAGGGUGCAGGCAGCUGGGAUGACUGGACGGAACAUGUUGGCCGACAUAUGGAAAAAGGAGAAGCCAGCCGACUUGGUGUGGACAGGUUACUUGCAAGGUGGGCGCUUGAAGAGGGGAUAAUUGAACGCAAGGAAGAUGGCGAAUACAGGCUCAUUGGGACUGAGAGGGAAGGAACUGUGGGAGGCUACUAUUCAGAUGGGAAUGGGAAUAUAAAGAAAGCCCUGGACGAAAAAGGCGAGGGCGACAGUAUGCUUCUCGACGGUUGA